CCGGAGGCGUUCAGGCGGGUGGAUGCUGGGCCGGGGGCGCUGGGCAGGGCCCGGAACCGGCUCAGCCUUGGAAGCCAGGCCCGUUCCCGGCGCGGUGCCCGCCGCAGCUCAAGCUCUCAAAAGAUGGCAGAAAGCUGGUCUUUCUUGGAUACUUUUGAGCCUAACUUCAGGCCUCUGGUAGUAAUUGAGCUUGCAAAAGGCACCAAAGAGGAAACUAUAGAAUGGUUCACUAAACGAAUUGUGGACAAAAAAGCAAAUGGAGGUGCACAACUGCUGGUUAAACCGUUGGUCACAGAAAAUGGAGAUGAAACUAUCUAUCUAGUUGGAGCUUCCCACUUAAGGCUGUUGCUGGGAGCUGAAACUGUGGGUUUGGUGAAAGAAUGUAAUGAUAACUCAAUGAGAACUUUUACAUACAGCAGUAGAAAAACUUUUAAAGAUUUUGCAGAUGACAAUCACAAUUUCCUUACAAUGGCAGAAUGUCAGUAUAUCAUCAAACAUGAACUCGAAAAUUUGAGAGCUAAAGAUGAAAAAAUCAUCCCUGGAUAUCCUCAGGCAAAGCUGUAUCCAGGAAAAUCAAUUGUGAGAAGAUUAUUGACGAGUGGUAUUCUAGUUCAGAUUUUCCCGCUGCAUGAUAGAGAAGAGUUGAAAAAGCUCCGUCACAGCUGGUAUGGCCGAGUGAAAGUUGGCUAUCAACCUUUAGAUGAGAUACGCUGCUACUUUGGUGAAACUAUUGCUCUCUACUUCGGCUUCUUAGAGUACUUCACAUUUGCUUUGAUUCCAAUGGCUGUCAUUGGGAUUCCUUAUUACAUGUUUGCAUGGGAAGACUAUGACAAAUAUGUGAUGUUUGCCACAUUCAAUCUGCUCUGGUCCACUGUGAUACUGGAAGUUUGGAAGCGGAUUUGCGCCAUCGUGACAUACCGUUGGGGGACACUGUUGAUGAAACGACAUUUUGAAGAACCAAGACCAGGCUUCCAUGGUGUCCUGGGUAUCAAUCCCGUCACUGGGAGAGAGGAACCAGUGUACUCGAGUAUUAAGAGACAGAUACGGAUUUAUCUGGUGUCCUUACCAUUUGUGUGCCUUUGCCUCUACUUCUCACUGUACGUGAUGAUGAUUUACUUUGACUUGGAACAGUGGGCUCUGGAUUAUCAUGAAGAGAAUGAGUCUAACUUCAGCAGCUUGAUGCUGUUUGUGCCCAGUAUCAUAUAUGCUGUUGUGAUUGAAAUUAUGAACCGUAUCUAUCGCUAUGCUGCUGAAUUCUUAACCUCAUGGGAAAAUCACAGGCUGGAAUCUUCAUACCAGAAUCAUUUAAUUCUGAAGGUUUUAGUGUUCAACUUCUUAAAUUGUUUUGCAUCUCUCUUCUACAUUGCCUUUGUGCUGUUUGAUAUGAAGCUUUUGAGGCAGAGCUUGGCCACUUUGCUGAUAACUUCGCAGAUCCUCAAUCAGUUUGCAGAAUCCUUGCUUCCUUACUGGCUCCAAAAGAGACAGAAGAAGAGGAUGAAGAAACGCAUGUGUUCUCUGAAAACAGAUACGGACCUGUCAUUAGUCGAGCAAGUCAACGUGGAGAGAGAAAUGGGCACCUAUUUUGGUACUUUUGAUGAUUACCUGGAGUUGUUCUUACAGUUUGGCUAUGUGAGUCUUUUCUCAUGUGUUUAUCCACUGGCAGCUGUCUUUGCGGUAUUAAACAACAUCACAGAGAUAUAUUCUGAUGCCUUAAAGAUGUGUAGAGUUUACAAGCGUCCAUUUGCAGAACCCACAGCAAGUAUUGGUGUUUGGCAGUUGGCUUUUGAAACUAUGAGUGUAAUAUCAGUAGUCACUAAUUGCAUACUGAUUGGAAUGUCUCCACAAGUGAAUGCCCUUUUUCCAGACUCAAAAAUGGACCUUAUUCUAACUGUGGCAUUGGUAGAGCACUUGCUACUAGCAAUAAAGUUUGUCAUGGCAUUUGUAAUUCCGGAUAAACCGAGAGAUAUCCAGAUAAAACUAGCCAAAUUGGAAUUUGAAUCUCUAGAGGCUCUCAAACAACAGCAAAUGAAGCUUGCCGCUGAGUCACUGAAGGAGUAAACAUGAAGGAAUGAGGAUGACUAAAGCAGUCACAUGCGAAUGCGGGCACUUAUCGAGCAUUUGUUUACGCUGAUGUGUAGCUCUCGGAGUGUGCACUCUACCAUCUCUUCAGUAGGUGGCACCUGCUUAUAUCAUACUUGGUCAAUAUUCUCUGCCUGACGCUGCAAAAAAAGAUCUUUUCUCCUGUUCUCUUUGGUUUUUUAUAUGCAAUUGGUUAACACCAAAUAAAAGUACUCCAGCCUAUGCUAGGUCUGGUUGAAAUCUGCCAGACCCACUGUGCUUCAAGGGAUUGAAACCGGAUUCUGUGAGUAAGCAUCCAGAGCUAACUAGAAUUUUCAACUGUAACUUUGUAAAAGAAAAAAAAAAAGGAAGGUAGACUGGUAUUUAAUUCACAGUAUACUAUCCCUUUGGGGUUAUUGCCACUUUUGUUUCCUUUAUUACAAUAGCUAAUCAAGCCUGUAUUAUUUCAAAGAGUGCUUAUGAGCUACUGUUUGCACAUAGCAAAAUAAAUACAUAUUUUAUACAUUGCAUAAUGAAAUACAUGAUUGUUCCCUACAUGAUCUGAGAAAUAUUUGAACAUAAAUAUUAUAAAGUAUGCAUUAUAUACUCCUGUGUGCUAGUUAUCUAAAUAAGCCCUAGCUGAAAUCUUUUCAAAAGCUGGGUGAAAAGCAUUCAGUAGGAAACAGAUUGCUGAUCAGUAAUUUAUGAAGUGUAUUUAUUGUUUAAUUUACAUUACACUUUGGUAUCACUUCCCUGGAUUUUAAAAUUUCAGUAUUGUAUGAAUGGAUCUUCUGGUUAAAUGAACUAAUAGUAACAGCUCAAUUAAACAUGAUCCUUGAUACACCAGUCCUUGUGUAUGUAGUAAAUACCUGAUUUUUUUUUUCUUGCAUUUCUCAAAAAGAUAGUUUUCCUAAUGUUUCAUUGUUUUCUGACAGUAAUAGGACCAAAAUCAACAGUGUUUGCUCCUGUGACCUUGAGAGAGUUUAUUUUUUCCUGCUGUGACCUUCACCUUUGGUAGAUGUAACUAUUUGGGAUACUUGCUGGAAUUCUGUUUGGAAAAUUUCUGCUGUUACAGUAAUUAAGGUAUUUGCCUACUUUGCACAGUUCAGAUUUCUGCCACAGGCCCCCCCGCAGCAGAGUAAUAUAACUAAACCAAAAUAAUGUAUUCUGUCUGGAAUUUAAAAUUAGCAUUUCUCAAACCCUGCAAGCAUGACCCAGUAAAAAGAACCGACUCGGUUCCCUUGGGAAGAGGAGCAAAACCGUGCUGCAGCUGCUGUCUCUGUUCUUGCUUCUCCCACCGCGCAUCCCCCCCAUGCUGCUGCUAUUUCAGGGGUAUCUCACGGGCUGCUGCUGUUUCACAGCCUGUUCCUGAAGCCGUGGCAGGGUCGUGGCUGCCCCGAGCAACCAGCCAGGAUCUCGGGGCGGGGGGGCGUGUGUCCCCCCUCCCUAGAGCACUGUAGAGAUCCCAAAACCAGAGCUUUUUUGAGGAGAGGAUCAGUGUGUUCUCCAUCAAGCUCCCCAGCUUUGCAGUUUCUUGCCCACUUGGAGCUGAAGUAGCUCAUGAUUGUUCAAGCACCUAGUCGGUGGUUUUGAGUGAGCAGUUCAGAAGAAGAAAAAAAAAAAUAAA
Messenger RNA from Grus americana (Whooping crane), 3685 nucleotides. It is a transcript of the gene ANO10, whose product is annotated as anoctamin 10. Gene Ontology annotation, biological process: chloride transmembrane transport. Gene Ontology annotation, molecular function: chloride channel activity. The transcript has 13 exons. The coding region runs from base 124 to 2058 and encodes 644 amino acids. Lineage: Eukaryota; Metazoa; Chordata; Aves; Gruiformes; Gruidae. Gene Ontology annotation, cellular component: plasma membrane. The record is from RefSeq and is a predicted model, not a curated record.